Molecule: messenger RNA, 1590 nt
Organism: Momordica charantia (bitter melon)
Lineage: Eukaryota; Viridiplantae; Streptophyta; Magnoliopsida; Cucurbitales; Cucurbitaceae
Molecular function (GO): protein binding
Source: RefSeq, a predicted model, not a curated record
AGUGUAACUGCCAAAUUGAACGAGCAAUUGUAGAUUAGAUUCUGUAUUUCCGAUUAGAAGCUGCAGUUGGGCGGCCAUUUUAGCCCAGCCCAGAUUGGCUCCACCAUUGGCGCCUACGACGCGCUUCGUAUCAUCUUCUUCCUUUCUUUCCCAAAUCCCUGCACCCUGCAGUUUAAUUAUCUUUCUAGGGUUUUCUAUCAUUUCUGUAGUUCAAUUUGUAAUUGUUACCUUUCGAUUCUAUUUCCAUUCCAUCUUUUUCCUAGAUAGGUCACGCCCUCGAAUCUUUCUGAGGUCCAUCGCCUUUGUUUCUCCGAGAUGUCGAGGCCCCGAGUCACCAUCACUCUCGGGCGCUCUGGCCAGGUGGUAAAGAGAGGAGGUAUAGCUUCAGACUUCGCGCAAUCGAAUAUUGAUUCCGGAUCAGAUUCGAGAAGAAAACGAUACAUUGAGAGAUCAGCCGAUAAUGCAGAGGAUUUGUUCUCAUCCACAAAUAAGCGGCAACGUGGAAAUGGUUCCUAUUGGAGUUCAAGUGGUGAAAGAAAAGAGGCUUACAGAGUUGGUCAAAAUGAUCUUCGCUUGAAACUGAUUCGCAAAAAUCAAUCCAAGAAAAUUGGUAAUGGGGAAGAACACUCGAAGAUGGACCUACACCAUCAAUUAUCAAAAAAUUAUCUGCCCUCAACUAGUGGAGCUAUAAUACGCCGUAGGCAUGAAUUUAAAGGGAGCAAUCUUGUAAGGCAAAUGCAUUCCAGAGAAAGUGCCGAUGACCUAUACCUAGUACAUUCACAGAGGAAAAGUACCGUUCCAUAUGUUGAUAGAGUGAGAGUUAGAUCCCCAGAUGGAAUCAUGAAAAGCUCCAUGGGGCUUUCACCACCUAGAUACAAUGAUGAGUUUAGGAGAACCUCGUCUAUGAGGGAAGCUGAUCGUUCAAGAGAUGAAUGGUUUUUUAGGAACAGUGUUGCUGAUACUUAUAGGUCGGUAGACUCUGCCCCUGCGAAAAUGAAAGCUCUCCCCGUGUCUGGAAAGGCGGUCAAGGAUCUCACACCAAUAAGUGGCAGCAUGCAGAGAAGUUCCCCAAUGGGGGAGGGUUCUUUUUCUGUUGCUGGCUUGUUGAAUUCACUUGGUUUGGGGAAAUAUGCCAUUAAUUUUCAGGCUGAAGAAAUUGACAUGACAGCUUUGAGACAGAUGGGAGACAAGGAUCUUAAAGAGUUGGGGAUACCAAUGGGACCAAGGAAAAAGAUUCUUCUCGCCAUGUUGCCCCGUUCUAAGCAGCCACCACCAUCAUCACUCUCAAUGGCACGAGCAUAGAGUUUUGCAGCUCUAUGUCUAUCUUCCAAAAAAGUGUACGAGUGUAUUGAACUAAAUUGCUAAUUUUGACUUCAUGCUUGAUUACUUAUUCCAUUUAGAAAUUAGUCCCUCUCUAGGGAUGUUUUUAUCUGUAUGUAUAAACAGUUUGAGGAUAAAUUAUGCAGUGGGAUCAAUUGUGUAUAGUGCAUACUCUGAUCUCUGCCUUGCCAAUACUGUUCUUCAUGUAUUGAUUAAACUUUGAACGUUGUACUUAUUGAGAAUGGAGUUAACCUAUACCCAAUUCACUAA